Messenger RNA from Bombyx mori (domestic silkworm), 1740 nucleotides. RefSeq lists its product as uncharacterized. The coding region runs from base 157 to 666 and encodes 169 amino acids. The transcript has 2 exons. NCBI's taxonomy places the organism in Eukaryota, Metazoa, Arthropoda, Insecta, Lepidoptera, Bombycidae. The record is from RefSeq and is a predicted model, not a curated record.
AUAUGUCCCUAAUCGCCCCAUUUUACGGUACAUACUACCUUCAAAUUGUGAGGGAUCUGUUUCUCCCGAAGACAGUGGUGCCUGCAGAGAACUAGUAAUGAUUAUUAUUAAUAAACGACAAAAAGUGAAAUAAUACCGUUGAAAUAAUUAUUCGAAAUGGAUUGCUACGGUUCCGAUUCAGACGAAGAAUUUGAAGUAUGCCCAAUCAGAUCAAACUCAUAUGCUUUGCCUUUCGACCCUACAUCAUUAGAAAAUAUAAUUCUAACCAUUUGUGAUAAUUUUGAUUUCCGUCUGGUACUAAGCAGUGACAGAGCAAAGGGGGCUUUAAUUGUGACUACUGGCUUAACGUUUGCUGGGGGGAUGUUGGGCAGAUAUUACGGAGGCAGAGUCGGUGCCAUGGUUGGUGGCGCUGUUGGCGGGGUCUGUGGGUUGGGCAUUGUUGCUGUCUCGAUGAGGGACGUCUGGGAGGACAUAAAAGCCAAACUAGCUGAAUUAUUCGAUAUAGUUUAUGACUAUUUAGCCGGCAUGGGCAUUGAUGAUUACAAAAACGCAAUAACAUUUUUGAAUCAGCACAGAGGGAGUAACGUGCAACUUGCUUUAAUCAUUGCAGAAACGGCUUCAAGUAUUCUGGGAAAGAAGGUUCUGUCCAGUCUUAGCGCGUCUUAGUCAUAAUAUGUGUACGAUUUUUUGAUUAGAUUAAGUGUCUAUUUUUUAUAUUUAAAAAUAUGUUAUUUAGUAUUAAAAUUAGAAUAAUUAAAAUUUAUUCAUAUUGUAAGACAAUAAAAUGUAAACAAAGAGAAAAUGUAAUUUAUGGCUUUCAGGCGUAGUAAAUCAAUUAAGAAUGGUCCAAAGAACGUAUCAUUUUAAUUAAUUGUUUUGUUUCAUAAAUAUCAUAGUCAGGAUCGUUGGUCUCUAUUAAAACUAAACUUACAAUAAUAUAAUACUAGUUGACAAUUAUAUUAGAAUUUAAUCUCAAUUGAAUCCCACAUUAGAAGUGUUAAUUUUAAUUUUUAUAUGCCCAUUCCUUUUAAUAGCGACCAUUGUAUAUAAAAAUAUAUUUUUAAUUGAAUUUGUAUUUCAUAAAAGACAAUUAUUUUUAAGUUAUUAAUAAGCAUAGGUAUCAUUAGUUUUAUACAAAAUAAAAAGAUAAGUAUUGUAAUGUUGAUUAAGAAUAUUUCAAUUUAGUACAUAAGAAAACGUCUAGUCAUAGUCUUAAUAAGUGUAUGAAAAUAUGUAUGUGGUUGUCCAAAUAAGUACCUAGUACGUGUUUUAUUCGUUACCAAUAUAUUUUACUUUGUGAUGUGACAUCUUCACGCCAAGCUUGAAGUAUACUACCUUCUUUAACUAGUCUAGCCGUGAUCAGUCGUUUGGCUGUUUGUGGAUUCAUUUAAUUCUCUGUUUUUAUUUAAAUCUUCCACUUUAUUUUAUAAUACUUACUUUCCCCUUCAUUUCAUCACCUUUAUAUUAAUUUUAAUCAGUAAUUAACAUAAAGUCCAUUAUAAAAGAUAAUAUUAGAUAAAAUGCGUAGAAUUAUAAGUACUAAUGUUUAUUUAAUAAUGUUGAUGUUAAUUAGAAUUAAUAUUUUUUAAGGUUAUAUUAUUAUAAUAGUAUUAGAUAUUAUUUAUUGUUGAUCGAUAAAUUCAAUUAUUUUUUCUUCUUAAAUUUGUUAGUAGUAUUUAAUAAAGCAGUUAAUUUUGGUGAUAAGUACCAUUUAGUAUAUUUAUUAAAAUUUGCAUGAAU